Caenorhabditis angaria is the source of this 1571-nucleotide messenger RNA. NCBI's taxonomy places the organism in Eukaryota, Metazoa, Nematoda, Chromadorea, Rhabditida, Rhabditidae. The record is from the annotation of a GenBank genome assembly.
AUGAAAACUUCUAUUGUAACACGUAGUGCUGCUGCCACCAAAGCACAUGCUUCCAAAAACUUGAGCACAAAACUUUCAAAUGGUUUGCAAGUAAUCUCAAAAGAACGAAGUGGAGCUGUUAGUCAGUUGGUAAGUAAAUUUUUAAGAAUUUUUUGAUAACAAUUACAUUGUUUAAGGUACUCGCAUUCCGUGCUGGAUCGCGUUAUCAAUCAGACAAACAAAGUGGAUUAGUUCAUCAUAUUAGAAAUUUUGUUGGUCGUGACACUUCAAAGUAUCCUGGUAUUUCCGUUGUUUGGUCAUCGGCAGCAAUUGGAGCGAAUUUAGUAGGUCUUAAUUUUGUAACCAAUUCAAUUGUUUUAUUUGCAGACAUCUUUCUCAACUCGCGAUGUUUUUGGAGUUCAAAUGACUGUGAAUCGUGAUCACACUGACACCGCUUUGUCAAUUCUUGGCCACGUUGCAUCGCAACCUGCAUUCAAAGCUUGGGAAUUUGAAGAUGUCAGUUCAUAAAAUAUAUAUGUUGUAUAUCUAUUUAAUAAUUCAGGUUAUCCCAAGUGUCAAAUCUGAUUUGGCAUUCAAGAAUUCGUACGAUUAUGUUUUGGAAGGAAUUCACAGCGCCGCAUUCAGACAAGGCUCUUUGGCUAAUUCGAUUUAUGCGAAACGUGGUGAGAUUGGAAUUUACAAAUCGGAUGAUUUGAAUGGAUUUGCUGUAAGUUUAAAGUUUCAGCACUAAAACUUUUAAAAAAUAUUUUUAGAGCAAACAUUUUGUUAGUGGAAACGGUGUUAUUGUUGGAAUCAACACAAAUUCUCAAUCCCUUCAACAUUAUGCCGAUGAAUUGCUUCCAAUCAACGAUGGAUCAAAUGUCGUUUUAUCUGAAUCACCAUACAAAGGUGGAGAUUUCAGAAGAUCUGGAAAAGGAAAUGAUGCACAUAUUAUUUUGGCUGGAAACGGAGCUGCUAUAAAUGAUACAAAUGCACUUGCUGUUCAAGCUGUUUUCUUGUCUCACAUUGGACGUGUUUCUCCAUUGAAGUUAGUGUUUUCUGUGACUAGAAAAUUAGAUUUUCUUCAAAAAAUGAGUUCAUUUCCACAGAUUUGCCACACUCCCUGGUUUGUCAAGUGGUCUCUCAAAACUUCCAUUCGGAGUUGCUGGAAGCGCAUUCCAUGCAUCUUAUGAACAAGCUGGACUCGUUGGUGUUUAUUUGUUGGCCAACGGCGAAAAUGCAAAUGCGGCUGUGAAAUCAGCAUUCAAUAUUUUGAAAUCGCCAAAAAUUGAAGAUUUGGAAGGAUCGAAACGACGAGCAAUUGCUGAAAUCGAAACAAAUUAUGCGGAUGGAGCAAAUGAAGCAAUUCAAAGAGCUAUUAUUGCACUUGGAAAAGGACCAGGACGUAAUGCAUUGAUUGAGAGUAUCAAAAAGGUAUGUUUUUCUAUUAGCUAUUUUUUUUUUUGAAAAAAUCGAUUUUAUUGAAGGUUUCCGCUUCCGACAUCACUCAAUUUGCUCAAAAAGCAUUCGCAAAACCAUCACUUGCUUCAUACGGUGCAAUUUCGCAAAUUCCAUACGUCGAUGAGCUUUAG